CUUGCCGCGCACUUUCAGAACCACGUCGUCAUCAUGAAGGAGCGAAUUCGGUGGAUCGGUGUCGGGCUACUCAGUCUAGGUGUGCUUCUAACGUUUGCAACCAUAGAAGCGGUACUUCCGGACGGAUGCACCCCACUCAACGAACUGCCAUUUUCCACGUAUGACGUCAGCAGCAUCUGGGCAGCUAAUUCGGAACUUGGGUCCAUUGUGCCGCCGAAACGUCAAGGAAACAUGCGAUCUCGUGGAGCACUCCCUACACAACACUUCGCAACAAAUCAGAUGAAGACGGGAAGCGCCCCCAUGCGGCUGAUACCGUAUUCAGCCGUGAUGGGCCCUGAAGGUAUCACCUACGAUGCGUACACCCUCGAGCGCUGGAACAACACGAAGCGCACCGAUCUCAUGAUGCAACAGACCCCGACAGAGGACGGCCUCCCGUGGAAGAAGAUGGUCUCACUGGGCUCCAAUAUGAAGCAGCUGGUGUCAGGCCCCGACGGGAACCCUAAAGGAACCUUUACGGGGAAGUCUGGAGUGCAGGUGGGGAUUGAGGGGGCGGGCGAGCCGGAGAUGAUUGACUUUGGCGAGAUGUUCGCUGACUUCCAGUGGAUGGAUACCAGUGGCGGGAAGAUGCAGGUUCCACUAGUUCGCGGCAACGCCCUUCUCACCCACAAGUUCGAGAAUGCCAACCCGAUUUUGUAUCCUUACUGUUUGAGCAGCAUCAAUGGACAAGCUGUCGACUUCAGCUGCCCUUCUGAGGUUAUUGCUUCAGACCCAGGAGAAGGCUUUGUGGAGUCCAAAUGCGAAUCUUCAGGGCUAGCUAUUGUCCUCCACGCAACCAAGCCCAUAGAGUACGUAGGACAGGUCCAAUGGGCAGCGGCACCCACCAGUGGGUGGGGGAACAGCCAUGGGAUGAACUCCUGUGAUAGGUCGAAAUGCUCUCUCUCAAGUGAUGGGCUGACUAUUACAAUUAGGCCUGGAUAUAACAAUGAUCACAUAAGUUACGCCGUCAACGUUCCCUACCGGUACAUUCUACCGCCAAGAAACUGGGACUCAAAACCCUACACAGCAGACUGCCGCACAUGGCGAGGGUCAAGGGACGUUCAUAGGUUCAGAGGAGAGGAGAAUCCCGAAUUUCUUACAUCAAAAAAAUCUCUGAAAAACGCCUGUAGUGGUCCAUUUUGCCAUCACGCUACGUGCACUUGCUCAGCCAGCCAAUCUGGAUGUGAUGUAACCCUGACAGUGUCUUUGGGCAGCCCCGUAACAUCAGUCGACAAUCUCCAAUUUGCUGGGGUGACCGAAAGCACUUGGGGAACACAUGCACCCAUGCUGACAUGUGGCAAAAAUGUCCCCUGUUCCAUUUCUACUGACAUGAAGCAAAUAACCUACACCACAAAGACAGGAAAAUUUGGAGAAAGUUUCAAAUACGCUGUCCACGUGAUUGGGCGUUUUAUCCAACCGCCGCAAGAUUGGCAAGGAACGCCUUUCAGUGUCACGUGCCCCUCGUCUGCCUCUGUAGCUGCCACAACGAUAGCGCCAUCUGUUGUUGUUGCUACACAAAUGCCACCUACUGUCACACCUUCUACUGGUGGCGCCACAGCUACAGCAGGUGCAUGCGAUGCCACGUUUUGCCAAACCGUCACCUGCUCUCGAGAAAAUGGAAAAUAUAAAGUGAAAAUCCAUGUUGAGCUGAAGAAUCCAAUGAAAGCACAAAACUCGAUCCAGCUUGCAUCGUCGGAGACUUCAGGCUGGCAUGGUUUUGUUCCGAUGCUGACUUGUGGAAGCUCAUCACACUCCUGCCAAGUUUCUUCCGAUCUCAAAGAAAUCUCUUUCGUACGGAGUUUUAUGAGCCCGGAUGUAAGUUAUGCGAUAAAUGUCAUAUCCCAGUUUGUCAAACCAUCCAACUGGCAGAAGGACCCGUUUGUUUAUAACUGCUUCAGCGGAUUCCAAGGCGACUAUGGAAACACCGGCACUCCUGGCACAUCUUCAGGAACUGGAACCUCAGUGACCUCUGGAGUCUCAAGUGGUUCUUUCAACACUGCUAAUAAGUUUAUUCUCGAAUUGAAAGAACCAGGGAACAGCUUACCAAACCAGGUCAGAAAGUUUGCCGUGUACUUCUCCCAGGAAAUGGAACCAAAUCUAUCAUCUGCUGGCCUGAAAUUUGCUCCAAAAGCUGGAGGGAAGUUCACGGGAAUCGCACAGUUGGGCUACCUUGGGACAAGUCCAGGUGGUGAUGUCACAGGGAACGAUUACUUGGACAGGCAUGCUGGGUUUUUCUCUUACAAACCCAAGACUAGUUUCUGCGUGAAGGGUAAUAGUGGAUUCAUCAGUUUUGACUGGGAUGUGAAUGACAUCAAUGGACCAACGGAUGCCGGCAGUGUGCUGAUUGUUGCACUACCUCACCAUGAGCCACUGUUGAAUGUCCGCCAAACUCUGAUCGCGACGCCCUAUGGCUUCAAAGGUACUCUGGGAAGAGAUUGGCUCUUGGAAGAGCAACUUCCGCCUGCUUCCAUGGAACCAGAUAUGACAGCCGUCAAUCGAAUCAAAUUAAAUCAAGCCGAACUUAAGGACAUCCUGACGGCAAUAGAGCGCGACUCGAACCAAUACAGCCUUGACAGUGUUUGCAACUGGUCUAAUAGUUACGGCGUAGGCAAAGAGAUAGCUAUGGUAGCAAGGCUGGCAAGUAUAUCCAGGGCAUUCGGCACCAGCCAUUAUCAGAAGCUUGACAACUCAAUCAAGGUUUGUCUUGAGAAAUGGCUUAGAAUAACAGAUACGCUAGACAACGCCAACAAGUUCUUCUACGACACUGUCUACGGUGGUCUGCUCCUCCGUGGGGAGGAUGCCAGUCACGCCAUCACCCCUCAUGCCAACUUCGGGUUCCCCUCUUACAAUGAUCAUCACUUCCAUCUUGGGUACUUCUUGUAUGCCCUUGGGUACUACGCGAAAUAUGACACAGCCUGGGCACAGGCAAACAGGGAAGCGAUUGUAGCCCUCGCCCGUGACGUUGGGAACCCGACUACAAAAGACACUCAGUUCCCUGUCGUCCGCCACAAAGAUUUCUACAUGGGCAUGUCCUGGGCCACUGGUGUGGUGGGCGGAGGCAGGCAGGCCGAGUCCUCCUCAGAGGCGAUCAAUUGCUAUCACGGCUUGGCCGCACUGGGUGAAUCCUUAGGCGACACCACCAUGAAACACGUGGGCCAACUGAUGCUGGCCACUGAGAUUCGAUCGGUCAGGGAGUACUGGCAUGUCAGGGCCCAUAAUAGACAUAUAUUCCCUCCAAUCCUCCAAGGUUACGGAACUAUCGGCCAACUUGCCGAAGAUGCUAUUUUCUACUACACCCUGAACUGGCCGUGCUGGCCUUACGAAUUCCCCAUGAGGCACGCAUGUCUGGUGGGAAUACAGCUCAUUCCAGUCAUGUCCGUCUCCAACCUUUUUAUGGAUUACGAAUGGGCAUCCAGUGUCAAGGACGUGUGCACCUGGGCCAACAACCCUUGGUCGGCACCAGGCGCGGAUAAGGUGGCUCCCUCUAUACUCAAACCAGUCAGUACGGGUUGGGGCGCCUUCUGUCAUUCCAUAACAUCCCAGUUAGGAGGCCAGCACCGCACUGAUGCCGCAAACUAUAUCAGGGACAGAAACUACGGAGAGAUGGUCGGAGGUUCCGGGGUAGCCAGUACACUUCUUUAUAUCUACGGCUCUACCUAGAUAAAUUUUCUUCAAUAAAUAUAUCUCUUUCCACCAAAUUUCCUUUUUGUCUUUAUU
Messenger RNA from Lineus longissimus, 3753 nucleotides. RefSeq lists its product as uncharacterized. The transcript is spliced from 15 exons. Bases 34 to 3696 code for a protein of 1220 amino acids. The record is from RefSeq and is a predicted model, not a curated record. NCBI's taxonomy places the organism in Eukaryota, Metazoa, Nemertea, Pilidiophora, Heteronemertea, Lineidae. Gene Ontology annotation, molecular function: endo-1,3(4)-beta-glucanase activity.